Pungitius pungitius (ninespine stickleback) is the source of this 3053-nucleotide messenger RNA. RefSeq lists its product as uncharacterized. Gene Ontology annotation, biological process: signal transduction. Bases 354 to 2216 code for a protein of 620 amino acids. The record is from RefSeq and is a predicted model, not a curated record. The transcript is spliced from 17 exons. Gene Ontology annotation, molecular function: protein binding. NCBI's taxonomy places the organism in Eukaryota, Metazoa, Chordata, Actinopteri, Perciformes, Gasterosteidae.
GAUGUGACAUCUGCUGGUGUCUCUGGGUAAUACAGGUUUUGCAUGUUUUCCCGCUCAAAGUGACCUAGUUUGCACCAUGGACUGGCGGCUCUUUUGGAGUGGAGGGAAAUCUGCAACUCACAAAUAUGCCUCAGUUGACAAAAUGAUUUGCCAGACUUAUUUUCCUUCCAUCUUCCUUUUUUUCUCUUUACUUUACUUAAUUGAGAUGUAAGUGCUUUAAUUACAAACCUUUCAGUGCGUGAAGUAUAGGUCUAAUGCAAAAAUAGAAAGAAAGAUUACGAGUGGUCGCACUCUCGCUUCACUUUAAGGAGACGCAGAGGAAGCGUGUUCCCAUCUCCACCGCUAGGUGGCAGAUGCGUGUAUUUAAAUCGAUGGUUUCCUUGAACUGUCUCUGCUCUGCGGUCACUGAAGCAACACAUUUUGUUGUUGUUAUGUGUUGUGUGAAAAACGAGAAAACGGUGUUUUCGUUUUAUGUUUAUUACGGUAAAGGGGACUAUCGAGAGGUACAGGGACGCCCAUCACCGGAGAGCACCGCGUUAUCUUCCAGGUGCGUGCGAAGCGGUGCAGGAAGAAGAGAAAGCACAACGAGCGGGGGUCCGCUCACACACGGGAGGAUGGUGGCAAAGAUGGAGAGCUGCGGAGCGGCGUGUCUCCCGGAGGACGGAGAAAGGGACAUCCCUCCUACCCUUGAAAAAAAAGAUAACCUGAUCGAAAGUGACAGCAGCAGCUCAGAAAACACUGGGACAUCUACUGAGGAGAGCUCAGAGGAGGAAGAUGAAGAUGAAGAUGAAGAGGAGGAUGGGGACACUGUUCUACCACAAGGCUGUGCUCAGGAGGGUGGAGGACACGAAGAAAAUGCAGAGGAGUCUAAAAAUGAUUUGGUCCCUGGAACCGAAUCAGAUCUCUCAAAUGGUUCAGAUGAGAUGAUCUUCAAAUUGUGCUGUGAAAAAUGCAAAGCCACCCAGCAGAGCCACGGCAAUGAGCUCGUUACCCCCCGGAGGAUCUCCAAGGGCCGAUUUCAGGUGCAGCUGGAAGGGGAGGGCACAUACCGGUGUUCGGUCACCGGUCUGGUGUUUGAAGCAUCGGAGCGGGUGCUGGUGCGCUACUCCGUCUUAUCCUGGUCAAAGUUCAGUAACUUCCUCGGGGACUCCUGGAGAUUUGCUGGACCCAUCUUUAACGUGGACACGGUCAAUAAGGAAGCUUCUGCCCUCGCGUCCAUUCAGUUCCCUCACUCCAUCUGCAUUAGCGAUCCAGAAAACAAGACGUCAUUCAGCGUCCUGCACAUGAAGGACAACCGUCCACUCAUCGAGCCGACAGUAGACCACUCAGGAAGCCACGUUAAGUGGAAUGUGACGUCCCUUUCGCCCGUGGGGCCCAUCAUUCCCCUCAGCCCGGCUAGAGAGCGGCACGGCGUGGUCCUGGUUUACUGGCUGUCCAGUAACGGCAGCAGCAGCAGCAACAACAACAACAACAAGUUCCACAUCUUCCUGGCGCCCAACAGCUCAUCUGAGAUCCAGGAUAUUCGCAAACAGGUGCGUGGCCACCGGAAUCGCUGCGAGCGGAUAGUGAAGCCUCCUCAAUGUUUACUGAAUGAGGGGACGUAUCGGCUCCUGAGCGAGCCAGAGGGAGAGAUCAAACCUCAGGAUUUGACAUUCACCUUUGCGGUGACCCAGAUGAAAGGCUUCUUUGAAGCUUUCUUUGAGGAGCCCCCUCCCUUCAAAUUGUCUCUUGUAGAGGUCGAAACCGAGACGACUGUAUGGUCCAGCACCAUCAGAGAAGAAGACUGUGUGAUAAAAACAGAAAAGAGGGAAGAAAGGAAAAGGUCAGACAGCAGAAAGAGGAAAAGCAGCCCAGAGGAACAGAGAGACCCUAAAAGGACUCGAUGGCAGGACGAGUCGGAUGCAGUGAAAACAAGGACUUGGCUCCAGGACAUGACAGAGAAGCAGCUUCUGCAGCUGGCCAAGCAGCUCGGGAAGGAGUGGAAGCAAGUGGGCAUCUUCAUAGACUUGACAUCCAAGGAGGUGGACGACAUCAAGGAAGCGGAGCCGGAUGUGACCAUGCAGAAGCACAAGAUGCUGGUAACGUGGAAGAACAGAAGGCAGCCGGGAAAGGCCACAGCUUACGACCUGUUUCAAAGUGUGAAGAACCUGGAUGAAUUGUCAAAUGAGUUUCAUCAAAUACUUAACGAGAUGAUUACCAAUCCAGAAGCAAUAUGAAAGAGGUUUGCCUUAAACGGACUUUGGACUGUGAAGAAAAAUCCAACCUCAGGAAUACAACGAAGCUGAGGAUGAGCCGACAUUAGCUCCUUAAAUUCUGUAGUCAAUACAGAAUAGAACAGCUGCACCAAAAGCUUCCCUUUCAUAGCCAGGAUGUGAUGCAUAGCAUUAUUGAGGAUAAAAAGUGACCAGAAGAGAUAGAGGUCAUUGAGUUCUUUUGGUAGCUAAUUGUAUAGCCAGUAGCAUAUGUAAAUGUGGGUCAUGCAGUGUUUAAACUGCAAAAAAAUGGGAAAACGUCUACCGGUGCAUGAUAUUGUUUAUUUUUUAAACCAUAUGUUUGUGGUAGUUCACACGUAUGUGGUCAUGUGACUGUCCAAAGGAUGAAGCUAUUUACUGAUACCUUUUUUAUAUUUGACCUGUUCAUAUGAAUCUGUUUUCAAGUCUAUUUUGUGGGUUUAUUUUUUUUUACCAAUUCAGAAGCUGUAAAACUAAAUGAGUUGCCAGAGGUCCUUAAUUAUGUUUAUUUUAACUUGAAUUUUGAAUGACGAUCACCUAGUGACACGAACACACAUCAUGUUUUACUAUAAAUGUUGGCUACAAACAUUUUUGCAAGCAUUUGGAUGCAGGUUUGCAACUGUCAACUGUAUUUGGAAAUGACACUUUAUCCAGACAUCCCUGAAAGUCUUUGGGUCUUCCGUGCCGAUAUGAAGCGGUAAUGUUUACAUUUAUUGAGGGCUUCUCCCUUCAAACAACUUGCCACUAUCAUGUGUUCUACAAUAAAUUGUAUAUUUGUAAUACAGCAAAUGUUGACUGAAUAAAACUUUGUACGAAAUUGAA